AUGGGUGCCGUCGCGAUCAAUCGGAAGCGCAGCGAAGAAACUUUCAAUUUCAAUCAACAAUCAACCGGAAAUUUCCGUCAUUCGCCGUAUCUUCAAGCUCCCAAGAGACGCAGAUUCUCCUCCGGUAUCAUGUCUGAAGAUUCCGGUAAGCCAGCUUCGUCUUCAAACCCAACCAUCUCAAGGAUUUCGAAAUAUCCCGACGCGAAAGCUCCUCUUAGACGAGAAAUUCACGCCCCGAGCAGAGGAUUUCUUAGAUUCGGGCCAUCGUCUCGUUCUUCUUCGAUAGCGAAACCUAACGAUGACUGCGAGAAUGACGAUUUUUCUCGAGGGAGUUUUUUCUUCCGCAAGUAUGAUAUUGCAAAGAGAACAGCUUUGGAUGCUUUGAGAUUCCUUAAGAAAGAUAAGGAGUUGAUUGAUUUGGUCGAUGAUGAGCCUGAAAAAGAAGCUGUUUCCGUAGAUUCAAGCGUUGAAGAACUUGUAGUUAUUGACUGUGAUGAUGAAGAAGAGAAGCUGGUGGAGGAGAAGAAGAAGAAUCUUCAGCCUUCGUCUGCUUCCGAUAUUGGAAAUGGGAAGAGCAAGUUGAGAGUUGAUGACACUAGUUCGAUGAUGGAUUCGUUGUCUUUAGGUAGAGAAAUGACGACGACGGAUGCGUCGAGUCUCGAAGCUUAUAAAAAGCUUAUGCAAAGCGCAGAGAGAAGGGAUUCAAAGUUGGAAGCUUUGAGUUUUGAGAUUGUGUUAAAUGAGAAGCGUAUGUCUCAGCUACGCCAGUCUCGCCCAAAGCCUGUGGAAAAGGCUGUUAAGGUGCCGCAAGAACCUUUUAUACCUCUCACGGAGGAAGAAGAGGCUGAAGUCUACCGUGCCUUUUCUGGGAGAAAUAGGAGGAAGGUCUUGGCUACUCAUGAAAAUUCAAAUAUUGAUAUUACUGGAGAAGUUCUUCAAUGUCUUACACCAUCUUCAUGGCUAAAUGACGAGGUUAUCAAUGUCUAUCUUGAACUACUCAAAGAAAGAGAAACUAGAGAGCCUAAAAAGUAUUUGAAGUGUCAUUUCUUCAAUACGUUUUUCUACAAAAAGCUGGUAAGCGAAUCCGGUUAUAAUUAUAAAGCUGUCAGGAGAUGGACUACACAGAGAAAGUUGGGAUAUGCUCUCAUUGACUGUGACAUGAUAUUUGUUCCGGUCCACAGGGGUGUACAUUGGACCUUGGCAGUUAUUAAUAACAGGGAUCGCAAGUUCUUGUAUCUUGACUCACUGAAUGGAGUUGAUCCGAUGAUUCUGAAUGCUCUGGCAAAAUAUUUAGGGGACGAAGCGAAGGAAAAAAGUUCAAAAAACAUUGAUGCUAGUUCGUGGGACAUGGAAUUUGUUGAAGAUCUUCCCCAACAACAAAAUGGGUAUGACUGUGGAAUGUUUAUGCUUAAAUACAUAGACUUUUUCAGUAGAGGCCUGGGGCUAUGUUUCAGCCAGGAACACAUGCCAUACUUCAGGCUAAGAACGGCAAAGGAGAUUCUGAGACUACAUGCGGACUGA
This is a messenger RNA of Microthlaspi erraticum, 1521 nucleotides long. NCBI's taxonomy places the organism in Eukaryota, Viridiplantae, Streptophyta, Magnoliopsida, Brassicales, Brassicaceae. The record is from the annotation of a GenBank genome assembly.